UAAACCCACCAGUCUGAGAAGACAAAGACCCCAUCACACUCUCUCAAACACGUUCUCAGACACGCUCUUUGACAACAUGGCUGCCACAUCUCUCCUGCUCCUGCUCAUCACUCUCCUGCCUGCUCCAGGGCUCACAGCCUACCAGGACUCCGGCAUAGUGAAUGGAGCAGAAGCCACACGCCACUCCAAACCCUACAUGGUCUCUGUACAAGCAAAGAAGUCACACAUCUGUGGAGGGUUCCUCGUGUCUGAGAGCUUUGUCAUGACAGCCGCCCACUGCUACAAAUGGGCUGUGAAUCUGACGGUUGUGGUUGGUGCUCAUGACAUCACAAGACAGGAAAGUUCUUCUUACAGGAUUGAUGUGAAAUAUUACCACAUACAUCCUGGUUACAAUGCUAAGACAUUGGAGAACGACAUCAUGUUGUUGCAGCUUGUCAAAACGACCCCGAAGAGCAAAGCUGUGCAGCAGAUCCCUCUCCCUAAGAAAGACCAGGACAUCAAGGCCAAAUCCUUCUGUACCGUGGCAGGGUGGGGUGCCACAGAAACAGGGGGCACUGCAAACCCACGCCUUCUGGAGGUGAAUGUCACCGUUGUAGACAGACGUUCCUGCCAGAGAUCUUGGGGGAACACUGCCACCAUAACCCCGUCUCUGAUAUGUGCCGGUGGUACCGCUGCUGAUUAUAAGGGUGUUUGCCAGGGAGAUUCAGGAGGUCCUCUGGUGUGUAAGGGGACAGCAGUAGGUGUUGUGUCAUUCAACCAGCAAGGAAACUGCAAUGAGCCACAGAAGCCCAACGUCUACACCAAAAUAUCCAAGUAUCUUUCCUGGAUCAAGUCUAUCAUUAAGUAUUAAGGAAUGAGACAUUAACUGAGUGACAAUUAUAUAUCAUUGUAUCAAACAAUAAAGGAUGUCCGUUCUUCAAUGAGCUCUGUACCGUGUGUGUGUGUGUGUGUGUGUGUGUGUGUGUGUGUGUGUGUGUGUGUAUGCUCGAGUAGGAUUAGUGUAUAUGCAUGCACGUGUAUGUUUGUAUUUUAGUUGAUUUUCAGUAACAGCCUCAAGUCAUUUGCAUUUGGAUUACUGUUAGUGCUAUUUGGGGUGUUAAUUGGAUUAAUUCUGACAUUUAUUGAUUUGUUGUGUUUUUAUUUUGUUCAAUUUGUGUACUUGUUUGACAUUUUAUUGCAUUGUUAGGAGCUAGUAACAUAAGCAUUUCGCUGCAUGCGCUAACAUCUGCUAAACUGCGUACAUAACCA
Messenger RNA from Oncorhynchus mykiss (rainbow trout), 1248 nucleotides. Its product is annotated as mast cell protease 1A. Gene Ontology annotation, molecular function: serine-type endopeptidase activity. NCBI's taxonomy places the organism in Eukaryota, Metazoa, Chordata, Actinopteri, Salmoniformes, Salmonidae. The record is from RefSeq and is a predicted model, not a curated record. Gene Ontology annotation, biological process: proteolysis.